CGGGUAGGGCCAUGGCCUCGACAGAGUUGCAGGGGAAGUACCAGAAGCUGGCCCAGGAGUACUCCAAGCUCCGGGCUCAGAAUCAGGUCCUUAAAAAAGGUGUUGUGGAUGAACAAGCAAAUUCUGCUGCUUUAAAGGAACAGCUGAAAAUGAAGGAUCAGUCACUGAGGAAACUACAACAGGAAAUGGACAGUUUGACAUUUCGAAAUCUACAGCUUGCCAAGAGGGUGGAACUGCUUCAAGAUGAGCUAGCGCUGAGUGAGCCUCGAGGCAAGAAGAACAAGAAAAGCGGGGACUCUUCUUCCCAGCUGAGUCAAGAGCAGAAGAGCGUCUUUGAUGAAGAUCUGCAGAAGAAGAUAGAAGAGAACGAGCGGUUGCACAUACAGUUUUUCGAAGCUGAUGAGCAGCACAAGCAUGUGGAAGCGGAGCUGAGGAGUCGACUGGCUGCCCUGGAAACAGAAGCGGCCCAACACCAAGCUGUGGUUGAUGGCCUGACCCGGAAGUACAUGGAAACCAUUGAGAAGCUGCAGAAUGACAAGGCUAAGCUGGAAGUGAAGUCUCAGGCUCUAGAAAAGGAGGCCAAGGACUGUCGACUCCGGACAGAAGAAUGUCAGUUACAGUUAAAGAAUCUUCAUGAAGAUUUGUCAGGUAGAUUAGAGGAAUCGUUAUCAAUCAUCAACGAAAAAGUACCCUUUAAUGAUACAAAGUACAGUCAGUAUAAUGCUCUCAAUGUUCCACCCCACAAUAGAAGACAUCAGCUGAAGAUGCGAGAUAUUGCCGGGCAGGCCCUGGCUUUUGUUCAGGAUCUUGUGACUGCGCUUCUGAACUUCCAUACUUACACGGAACAGAGGAUCCAGAUUUUUCCUGUCGAUUCUGCCAUAGAUACUAUAUCACCAUUGAACCAGAAGUUUUCACAGUACCUUCAUGAAAAUGCAUCCUAUGUCCGCCCUCUUGAGGAAGGAAUGCUUCAUUUGUUUGAAAGUAUUACAGAAGAUACUGUGACUGUCUUGGAGACAACUGUGAAAUUGAAAACAUUCUCAGAACAUUUGACUUCCUACAUAUGUUUCCUUAGGAAGAUUCUUCCUUAUCAGUUAAAAAGUUUAGAAGAAGAAUGUGAAUCUUCUCUUUGCACAUCUGCACUAAGAGCCAGGAAUCUGGAGCUGUCCCAGGACAUGAGAAAGAUGGUGGCGGUGUUUGAGAAGCUGCAGACCUACGUGGCCCUUCUCGCCCUGCCGAGUACACAGCCAGAUGGGCUCCUGCGGACGAACUACAGUUCCGUUUUGACAAAUGUUGGUGCUGCUCUGCAUGGCUUCCAUGAUGUCAUGAAAGAUAUUUCUAAACAUUACAGUCAAAAAGCUGCAAUAGAGCAUGAACUCCCCACGGCGACACAGAAGCUGGUGACGACUAACGACUGCAUCCUGUCGUCGGUGGUGGCAUUGACCAGCGGGGCGGGCAAGAUGGCGUCUUUCUUCAGCAACAAUGCGGACUACUUCAUUGCUUCACUCAGCUACGGGCCCCGCGCUGGAGCCGCCAGCAGGUUCGUCAGCCCCCCGGCAGCGGCGUGCAUGCUGCAGUACAAGAAGAGAGCGGCCGCCUACAUGAGGGCCCUGAGAAAGCCCCUCCCGGAGUCGGUGCCCUACGAGGAAGCGCUGGCAGACCGCCAGGUCCUCCUCAGCUCCACGGAAAGCCGGGCUGGGCUCGCACAGCAGGUUCAACAGAGUUUAGAAAAGAUUUCUAAACUGGAACAGGAGAAAGAACAUUGGAUGUUGGAAGCCCAGUUAGCCAAAAUCAAGCUAGAAAAAGAAAACCAGCGAAUUGCGGAUAAGCUAAGGAGCCCCAGUGGUGGGCAGCUGGCUGGGCUGGCCCAGGAUAAUGCUGCCAUGGUGAACCGCGCCGGCCAGGAUGCAGCUGCUACGAAGGCCGCAGUGGAGCCUGCUCAGAGCACCAGUCUGAGUGGGAUUUUAACCAGGACGCCUGACAGCGAGGUCCCGGAUGUAGACUCUCGUGAAGACCUAAUUAAGAACCACUACAUGGCCAGGGUGGUGGAGCUCACAUCGCAGCUGCAGCUGGCUGACAGUAAGUCGGUGCAUUUCUACGCCGAGUGCCGGGCACUCUCUAAAAGACUAGCGCUGGCUGAGAAGUCUAAGGAGACCCUGACAGAGGAGAUGAAACUCGCCAGUCAGAACAUCAGCAGACUUCAGGACGAGCUGACGACCACCAAGCGCAGCUACGAGGACCAGCUGAGCAUGAUGAGCGACCACCUGUGCAGCAUGAAUGAGACGCUGUCGAAGCAGCGGGAGGAGAUCGACACCCUGAAGCUGGCUGGCAAGGGAAAUUCUAAAAAGAACAAGAGUCGAUAGUUUACAAAUAACUGCUUGGAGACGGACCCUUCCAGAGCCGCCGUAUCUGCCCGAAGCCGCAGGCCCUCCUGUGUCCAGCACGCAGCCUCUGGGAAGCUGAGGUCUCUGACCCAGGAACCCUGGGAGCCCCGCGUGUUGUGCAUGGCCCAGGCAUUUACGUGCAUUUGUGACCAGUAAGGCGAACACAGAAGUCGAUGUUGGCAGUGAAGUGGCAAACAUGACGUAUACCAUGGAUGUUGUAGGUUUCCUUACGCUGUUUUUACUGUGCACUUUUUAAAAUUAGGUUUUAAUUUCAGUAUGUAAGUAUGACAGAUAUUUUGUAUAUUUUCAAACUCAAAUAUAUGGUAAUUGAUUUGUUAUCUAUGGAAUAGAUAUAUGUUUCUGGAUAAAAUGCUUAAAUUGUCAACUGUCAUUACUUCUUACUAUGAUUGAGCGCAGUCUCCAGAUUCUUUUGUAAAGCUCCGUUCCCACUGUCGUCCUCCCCCGCCCCCUUUCCUCCCUUCCCAGGAACAGGCCUUGCAGAGUUCAGAUCCUGUGGGUUUAUUAUCAUUGUCUUCAGAUUUCCAGGACCCUUUCUGUCUUAGAGUAAUAACUACAGGAAAUUCAUGUCAAUAAAUUCGUACUGAUACCAAACUUUUAGUCUCUGUGAAAAUUUAAUGAAGGAAACUGAGACUUAACUAAAGUGGGCUUUG
Octodon degus (degu) is the source of this 3052-nucleotide messenger RNA. RefSeq names its product protein phosphatase 1 regulatory subunit 21 (gene Ppp1r21). Bases 12 to 2360 code for a protein of 782 amino acids. NCBI's taxonomy places the organism in Eukaryota, Metazoa, Chordata, Mammalia, Rodentia, Octodontidae. Gene Ontology annotation, cellular component: membrane; early endosome. The transcript is spliced from 22 exons. The record is from RefSeq and is a predicted model, not a curated record.